GGGAGAGUAAGUACACACCUGAGAGAAACUUACGGUUACAGGUCACUCUCUAAGCACAAUCAGCUCAAGAGAUAAAACUAAUCCUAGCUUCGAAUAUACAUGAGCCGCCACUCAUCCAUUCCCUGCCCCCAAUGUAUUUAAGGAGCUCUGUAGGCGUGCACCGAGUGCUAAUCACAGGUGUUUCAAAAAUUAAGAAGCGCUGAUCAGAGCGAGUAAAUCAGGCUUAGCAUAACACAGUUACACAGAUGGCUCUCACGGUCAGGCAGAGGCGACUCCCUCAGCUCCACAUCUCCCUCGACCUCCCAUCGUGCUCCUUCAGGUGCCCGAACCCGCCGGUGGCAGCCACGGCUUCGACGUCGGGCGAGUUCCGCGCGUCGGACUUCGAGCGGCUCGCGGUCCUCGGCCGCGGGAACGGCGGCACCGUGUACAAGGUCGCGCACCGCCGCACCUCGGCCCAGUACGCGCUCAAGGUGCUGCACGGCGGGGGGGAUCCCGGCGCCGCGGCCGCCGAGGCGGACGUGCUCCGGCGCGCCGCGGACUCGCCCUACGUCGUGCGGUGCCACUCGGUCUUCCCUGCCGCGUCCGGAUCCGGCGAAACCGCGCUCCUGCUCGAGCUCGUGGACGGCGGCUCGCUCGACUCCGUCCGCCGCGGGGUCGGGGUGUCCGUGUUCUUCCCGGAGGCGGCGCUGGCCGAGGUCGCGGCGCAGGCCUUGGCCGGCCUGGCCCACCUCCACGCGCGCCGCGUCGUGCACCGGGACAUCAAGCCGGCGAACCUCCUCGUCAGCGGCGCGGGCGGGGUCAAGGUCGCCGACUUCGGCAUCGCCAUGGUGCUCCCUUCGCGCGCCGGCGGAGAGCGCUGCGCCGCGGCCUACGAGGGAACCGUGGCGUACAUGAGCCCCGAGCGGUUCGACUCGGAGGGGCGCGCGGACGCCGACCCCCGCGGCGCCGACGUUUGGGGCCUCGGGGUCACCGUCCUGGAGCUCCUCAUGGGCCGCUACCCGCUGCUCCCCGCGGGCCAGAAGCCCACCUGGGCCGCGCUCAUGUGCGCCAUCUGCUUCGGGGAGCUGCCGGCUCUGCCCGAAGGCGCGGCGUCCACGGAGCUCAGGGGAUUCAUCGCCGCGUGCCUGCGGAAGGAUCACACGAAGCGAGCGUCCGUCGCGGAGCUUAUCAAGCACCCGUUCGUCGCCGGGAGGAAUAUGGCGGCGUCCAGGCUCGCGCUCCGGCGGCUGGUGGCCGGAGCUUGAACUGGUGCUGGCACGUUAAUUAGCAAUUACGAGUAGCUAGCUGUUGACAAAUCAUAGCUGUAGCAUGUAUGAUUUUGUAGGAGUAGAUUAGUUUGUGCAUUCGUAUGUCUGUAGAUCUUUCUCUUGGAAAGUUUAGGGAUUGACAAGUGGAUAAACAGAUGAAUGAAAAUCAUCACCGAGGAGGAUUGCCUACGAGA
Molecule: messenger RNA, 1441 nt
Organism: Brachypodium distachyon (stiff brome)
Lineage: Eukaryota; Viridiplantae; Streptophyta; Magnoliopsida; Poales; Poaceae
Product: mitogen-activated protein kinase kinase 9
Exons: 1
Coding region: 246-1244 (332 amino acids)
Biological process (GO): protein phosphorylation
Cellular component (GO): cytoplasm
Molecular function (GO): ATP binding; protein serine/threonine kinase activity
Source: RefSeq, a predicted model, not a curated record